Lobosporangium transversale is the source of this 1509-nucleotide messenger RNA. Its product is annotated as HAD-like domain-containing protein. The transcript has 7 exons. The record is from RefSeq and is a predicted model, not a curated record. Bases 170 to 1405 code for a protein of 411 amino acids. NCBI's taxonomy places the organism in Eukaryota, Fungi, Mortierellomycota, Mortierellomycetes, Mortierellales, Mortierellaceae. Gene Ontology annotation, molecular function: acireductone synthase activity; magnesium ion binding.
AAGCCAUUUUGCACAAGCCCACUGUGAUCUCUCCUCUCAAAUCUAUUGAUUCUGUCAUUCACCGCUUCAACAUCUUAGACACUCUUCUCUUUAUUCAGCUAGGCGAUUGAAAGCAAAUUCUGAAUUCUUACCUGAUUUCUUUUUUUACUUUCGUACUUGAACUUACGAUAUGGUUCUAACACGCUCGAAAUCAAAUUCACAGGGCACUACUGCUGCUGCUCCAGCGCCAGCCAAAGCUAUUUCUCCAGCAAAGCGUAAAGGUCAAACAUCGGCUACACCUGCCUCCAAGGCAACGAAGACGGAGAAGGCUUCGGAUAUCAGUGCUAUCAAGAAUAAAACAGCCGAAGCCACGGCCACGAAUUCUACAGAGACCCCUGCAAUUGUAGCAGCAGAAAACAACACUGCUAACCCAAUUCAAGCUGAAGCUCCUGCUACUACGGAGACAUUAACUUCAGUUGAUACAGCAGCAACAGGGCCUGCUACGUUGGAUAUGCUAGAAGCAUCAGCGCCUCCUGCCCCUACUGCUCCUACUGCUGCGACCAUUCCGGCCCCCGUGGAUGUCCCGGUGCUGUCCUCUACAGCACCAGUAGUUGUCUCGACAGAAGAACCCACUGUUCAUGAUGGAGCCGCCAAGCCCAGCACUCUUCGCCCCUAUGAUGCGGUCGUUUCUGAUAUUGAGGGCACUACUUGUCCUAUUGCCUUUGUCAAAGAGAGUUUGUUCCCAUAUGUUACCUCAAAUUUGGCUGAUUUCCUGAAGAAAAACUGGUCGAGUGAUGAAAUGAAAGAGGCUGUAGAGGCACUUCGUAUUCAGGCCAGCAAAGAUAUUGCCAAUGGUCUGUCUGAUGCGACGCCCAUUGCGGUAGAAUCUGCUGACGUUUCUUCUGAGAAGGUUCAGAAGGAUGUGAUUGCCUCUAUUGAGUGGCAAAUGAAAGCUGACCGCAAGAUCGGUGCGUUGAAAGCAUUCCAAGGCUACAUGUGGAAGGAUGGCUAUGCUAAUGGUGACUUAAAAGGAGUCGUCUAUGACGAUGUGAUCGCCGCAUUUGAUAAUUGGAAAGCCGAAGGCAAAAAGCUAUACAUCUACUCAUCUGGUAGUAUUCCUGCCCAAAAGCUUAUCUUUGGUUUCUCCGAAAAAGGAGACCUUCUUCAUUACUUUUCGGGUCAUUACGACACAAGCAUUGGACAAAAAGUCGAGGCUGAGAGCUACACCAAAAUUGCAACUGAUAUCGGUCUCGAGCCUGCCAAGAUUCUCUUCCUUUCGGAUAACAUUCACGAAAUCAACGCUGCCAAGGAAGCUGGAUUCCAAGCUAUAGUUACGGACCGUCCAGGCAAUGCUCCUUUGACUGCAGCAGACCAAGAAAAUAACAUUGUCGUGAAAUCAUUUUUGGAGAUCCCAAAAGCUCUCUAAUCCAGUUGUGCUUCGCCUUAAUACAAUGGAAUCAACUCCAAUAAAUAUAAAAUUUAAGCCUGCAAUAUUCGAAAUGGAAACUUUUUGGUAGAUAGAUAGUGAGC